This is a messenger RNA of Annulohypoxylon maeteangense, 1293 nucleotides long. Its product is annotated as Metalloprotease. The transcript has 4 exons. Bases 1 to 1293 code for a protein of 430 amino acids. Lineage: Eukaryota; Fungi; Ascomycota; Sordariomycetes; Xylariales; Hypoxylaceae. The record is from RefSeq and is a predicted model, not a curated record. Gene Ontology annotation, biological process: proteolysis. Gene Ontology annotation, molecular function: metalloendopeptidase activity.
AUGUCGACCCGCAACCAUCACGUCUGCUGCGUAGUACCUCCUUAUCUGCUUAACGCUAUCGCCGAUAGCAGCCACAACGAGGAUCACAUCCGAGAAUGCGCCCGCAACGCUCUCACCGUCCACAAAGACUAUAUUGGCAAACGCGAGAAACGUUUCGCCGCUCUCUGUGCACCCCGCGGUAGCAAAGCCGCAGCCGGUCUUAGCAGGCAGCAUAGCAUCGUCCCGGAUCACAUGCUGAAGCAUAUUGCCGAGUCUGAGGAUGUCGACGAUGAUACUCGCGCCUGCGCUAGACGUGAUCUCGAACAUAUCAAGAAAGUCCAUACCAAGUACCAGGAAUCUCAGGGGCUUCGUGCUGAGUCAUCCGAUCAAAAGGCUCUUACGGCUGCCCAGCAACCUUCGCGAGAUACCGAGAAGACAUAUCGCGCCGUAUAUAAUGCCAACCACGACUCGAACGAAGCCCACCUCCCAGGAAAGGUUGUUCGUGUCGAAGGUCAGAAAGCUUCGAACGACGAAUCUGCCAACGAGGCCUAUGACAAUGCCGGCCUAGUCCUCUCUUUCUACAAGGAUAUCUUCAACUGGAAGUCCAUCGACAACCACAAUCAGCAGGUGAUCAGUUCGGUGCAUUUUGGCAUCAAUUACGAAAACGCCUUCUGGGACCCCGAAGUUGCACAGAUGGUUUAUGGUGAUGGUCACACCUUUUUGACAAACUUUACCGGAGCUGUUGAUGUCAUCGGCCAUGAACUCACUCACGCUGUUACGGAACACACUUCGCCGCUUGACUACACAGGUCAGAGCGGUGCUCUCAACGAGCAUGUAUCAGAUGUCUUCGGCAUCAUGAUCAAGCAGAGAGUAGAAGACGAAACUGCCGAUAAGGCCGACUGGCUGAUCGGCGAAUACUGCCUCAUGCCCGGUGUAAAGGGCGUUGCCCUGCGCAGUAUGAAAGAGCCCGGAACCGCCUACGAUGACCCUCGAUUUGGCAAAGAUCCCCAACCCGGAAACUUCAAGGACUACAAAGUAACCGUAGAUGAUAACGGCGGUGUACAUCUGUACUCUGGAAUCCCAAACAAAGCAUUCUAUCUUGCAUCCGUCGCGUUUGGCGGCUACUCAUGGGAGAAAGCCGGAAAGAUCUGGUGGGAGACGAUGAACAGCGGCCAGAUCCCCGCCCGUUGUACUUUCGUCCAGUUCGCAGAUGUGACUGUCGACAAGGCCGAGGAGCUCUUUGGCGACGACGCCGCUGCUAUCGUCCGCAAGGCCUGGAAGGAUGUCGGUGUCGUGAGGAAGUCUCAUGCUUAG